UAUUUUUACAAUUCAUGAGGAACAGAGCUAACGCGACUCGACAAAGAGCGAGGAAGUGAGGCCCUUCGGCUGGCUAGGAUAUCGCUCCAGGCCAUCUUCAAGCAUCCGGCACUAUAAUUCUUUCAGUCGGAAUGGCAGGUACUUGAUCGAAGAUGAUGAAGCGAGAUGAUCUGCGAUUCACAAAGAAGUGUUUAGAGAAAGCAAUGAUUUGCCAAAACACAGACCACGAAAACAUUCCCAACUUAUCCGGUCCUUGGUGUAUAUGGAAAACAAAGCUGGGGUUGACUGGUGAAAACAUAUAUCUCUUGUACAAUUACAAAUGUAAUAGCGUAUUUCACACACGAUAUCCCGGGGACAAGUGCGCCCUUAAAAUGAAGCUAGCAUACUCUGCAACACAGUUAAUUCAUUUGGAUUCUUUACCAGCAUAUAGGAUUUCGGACAGAGGAAAUUUUCAUUGCAAUGCUGCGACUAGCACAAGUGAUGUUCCAUCGUAUGAGAAAAUCAACUUUCUAAAACUGCAGAAUGGGAGUGAUAUUAGAGGUGUGGCAGUUGAGGGUGUCGAGGGGGAACCCAUCAGUCUUACUGAGCCUGUUUCAGAAGCAAUUGGCGCUGCUUUCGCUGCGUGGCUGUUAGAAAAAAAGAAACCAGCUGCUUCAAAGCGCCUUAGGGUUUCAAUCGGUCAUGAUUCACGAAUUUCAGCACAAACAUUGCAGGAUGCCAUUUCUCUUGGACUUGCGGGUGCUGGACUAGAUGUUGUUCAUUAUGGAUUGGCUUCUACUCCAGCGAUGUUCAACAGCACUAUUUCAGAAAAUGAAGAAUUUUUAUGCCCGGUUGAUGGUUCCAUAAUGAUAACAGCCAGCCACCUUCCUUACAAUCGAAAUGGGUUCAAAUUUUUUACACAUACCGGUGGAUUGGGUAAAGCUGACAUCAAAGAAAUCUUGGAGCUGGCUGGAGUUAUAUAUGAGAAAUUCUCACCUAGAAGUUUGAAGGAAUCCGUACAGGAUAGAUCUCUAUCUUAUAAAAAGAUUGGAUACAUGACAGUCUAUACUUCUGAUCUUGUAAAGGCGGUCCGCAAAGCUGCUGGAAAUAUAGAGAAGCCAUUAGAGGAAUUCCACAUAGUUGUUGAUGCGGGUAAUGGUGCUGGUGGAUUCUUCGCGGAUAGGGUACUACAACCUCUGGGUGCAAUUACAUCCGGCAGUCAGUUCUUGGAUCCUAAUGGUUUCUUUCCCAAUCACAUUCCAAACCCUGAAGACAAAGCAGCUAUGAAAGCAAUAAUUCAAGCAGUCCUUGAUAAUCAAGCUGAUUUGGGCAUCAUCUUUGAUACCGACGUGGACAGGUCAGCUGCUGUGGAUUCUACUGGUUCUGAGUUUAAUCGCAAUAGAUUGAUUGCUUUGAUGUCUGCUAUUGUACUUGAGGAACAUCCUGGAACGACUAUUGUUACAGACAGUGUGACUUCAGACGGCUUGACAACUUUUAUCGAAAAGAAACUUGGAGGAAAGCAUCACCGAUUCAAGAGAGGAUACAAAAAUGUCAUUGAUGAAGCUAUUCGUUUGAAUUCGAUUGGUCAAGAAACACAUUUGGCUAUUGAGACCAGUGGUCAUGGAGCUUUAAAGGAAAAUCAUUGGCUUGAUGACGGAGCAUAUCUUAUGGUUAAAAUCUUAAACAAAUUUGCUUCUGCCAGAGCUUCAGCUUCUAGUAGUGGUAGGAAAGUUUUGACCGAUUUAAUUCAGGGCCUUGAUGAAGCUGCUGUAGCAGUAGAAGUGAGACUUAAGAUAGACCAAAAGCAUGCAGAUCUUAAAGGAGGAUCUUUCCUGGAGUAUGGGGAGGCUGUUUUGAAAUAUGUGGAGAAUAAACUCAGCUCUGAUCCUAAAUUGGUGAAAGCACCAAUCAACUAUGAAGGCGUUAGAGUUUCAGGUUAUGGUGGAUGGUUUCUUCUAAGACUUUCACUCCAUGACCCUGUUCUUCCACUCAAUAUUGAGGCACCAAGCCAUGAGGAUGCUGUGAAAUUGGGGCUAUCUGUUCUUGCUGUUACGAAGGAUUUUCCUGCGCUGGACUCCACAGCACUAACUAAAUUUGUGCACACAGCUUAAAAACUCUUCUCGCUGCAAUAAUGCUUUAAAGAAACCUUCAUUCAGCCUUAUUUACAAGCAUACCAGUAUUCAUAUGUAAUUACAUAUCCAACCCACCCCUGGACUUCAAUUUCUUACAUGUCUAGCAUAAAACGGCGUAUUUUACGUUUCAGAAUUUAAAAUAGUGGUAUUAUUGUUGUGAUAGGAAAUAUUUGGGUGGCAAAUAUAAAAGAUAAAAGCUUGGCUGCUAGAUCUGUAAAUACACAAGAAUUGACUGGUAUGUAUGUUGGUGCCCCUUUUAUUAUUAAAGCAGCAGCAGUAAUUUUUUAAGGAUAGAAAUGCAUCUUGUAUCUUUAUCUUCUGGC
Molecule: messenger RNA, 2434 nt
Organism: Phalaenopsis equestris
Lineage: Eukaryota; Viridiplantae; Streptophyta; Magnoliopsida; Asparagales; Orchidaceae
Product: phosphoglucomutase
Exons: 20
Coding region: 153-2090 (645 amino acids)
Biological process (GO): carbohydrate metabolic process
Cellular component (GO): chloroplast stroma
Molecular function (GO): phosphomannomutase activity
Source: RefSeq, a predicted model, not a curated record